CUUUUGUUUCCACUUCCUUAACAAAAUGAGCACCGCUUCGGACAAGUCGUCUGGCUUCAACUGGCGCCCGUUCGUUUACGGCGGCCUCGCUUCCAUGACUGCCGAGAUCUUCACGUUCCCGAUCGACACGACCAAGACGCGCCUGCAGCUCCAAGGCCAGCAAGCAGCUGCAGCCUCAGCCUCAGCCUCAGCAGCCUCGCAGCAGGCAGUCGCAGGCGCAACGCGGUACCGCGGCAUGCUCCACUGCGGUUACACGAUCGCCAAGGACGAAGGCCUGCUCCGGCUGUACCGCGGAAUCAAGCCAGCACUGUUGCGUCAAGCCACGUAUGGCACAAUCAAAAUCGGCGUGUAUCAGUCACUCAAGAAGGCCGUCGUGAGCGAUCCCAAAGACGAGUCCAUCCUGGUGAACAUGGGCUGCGGCGUGAUUGCUGGUGCCUUCUCAUCGUCGUUGGCGACUCCCACGGAUGUGUUGAAGGUGCGAAUGCAAGCCCAAAGUUCUCGACCGCCCUACCGUGGCCUUGUGCAUGCCUUUUCGACCAUUUUCAAGGAGGAGGGCGUUGUUGGUCUUUGGCGUGGUGUCAUUCCAACUGCUCAACGAGCUGCUGUUAUUACCUGUGUCGAGCUUCCCGUGUAUGAUGCAGCCAAAAAGGGGCUUAUUCGAAGCGGCCAUAUGCAAGACAACAUUUACUGCCACUUUGCAGCGAGCUUCAUCGCGGGAUUUGCUGGGUCGGUUGCCUCCAACCCCAUCGAUGUUGUCAAGACGCGGCUGAUGAUGCAGUCAACUGGAACGCAACUGUACUCGGGUGCGCUCGAUUGCGUCCGAAAGACUGUCCAACGCGAAGGCGUUUUUGCGCUGUACAAGGGCUUCAUUCCCGGCUACCUGCGAUUGGGGCCCUGGAACAUUGUGUUCUUUUUGACGUACGAGCAACUCAAGAAGCUCGAUGUUUGAGCAGUUCGACAAUUUCACUGGUCAGCAGCAGCUCAGGCUCCAAGAAUGAAACAAACCACUUGCACACGAGCACAUCAUUCAAAUUUAAAAACCAAUGUAUUAAGAAUAGCGUUACAGCGGAGC
Molecule: messenger RNA, 1072 nt
Organism: Capsaspora owczarzaki ATCC 30864
Lineage: Eukaryota; Filasterea; Ministeriida; Capsasporidae
Product: solute carrier family 25
Exons: 10
Coding region: 26-949 (307 amino acids)
Biological process (GO): mitochondrial transport
Cellular component (GO): mitochondrial membrane
Source: RefSeq, a predicted model, not a curated record